AUGUGUUCAGUGCCAUUAAUCAAACAACAAAUCGAGAAUUUGUUGAAGUUUUUGGAACCGUUUUUGGGGUUUGCGAAUUGCCACAUGGUCGAUUUUUUCACGAAUUCGUGCUAUAAGAACUUUGUUCCUUCAGAUAUUCAGCGGGAAAUUAACGAAAUUGGAGAGGCAAAUCUUGUCAAUUUGUUGUUCAGGGACGAGUUAGAUGGGGCGCCAAGUUUGAAAACUUUCAGCGAAAAUAGCGUAAAAUUCACGUUAAAAAACACUGAGGUGUGUUUAGGAGUUGACACUUUGAUAACUGCAUUACAGGAUUGGGGCUGCGAUAACUUUGAUAAAUUUAAACUGGAGAUGUUCAUGACUGCAAAAAAGUCUCAUGAAGUUGAAGUUUUAAGCGCUGUGGCUGCAUCAAUCUCGGAGGUGUCUAAAACCUCGCACGUUGUUGAUCUCGGGGAUGGCAAAGGCUAUCUCAGUUCGAUGCUAGCCCUUCAUAAUAAAAUCGCGGUUUUAGGGGUUGACGCGUCCAAUAUUAACACGUGUGGGGCGAUAAAACGCGUCAAUAAAUUAUCGAAGGUGUGGAAUAACAUUCCAAAUGCACCACACAAGUCAUAUCCAAAGAAAAACCAAAAUAGCGAAACCAUGAAUGUCAAUCUGUACAAACAAGUAACCCAAUUUGUUGACGAAGAUUUCGAUUUAGAGAGUUUGAUAGUCGAGAAUUUUGAAACGACUCCACUUCCGCUCCAGUUAGGCUUAGUUGGUCUGCACACGUGCGGCAAUUUAGCCCCCAAUUCCUUAAAAAUCUUCGUCAAAAACAACGACGUCAAGACCGUUUGUAACGUGGGUUGUUGCUAUCACUUGAUAACGGAGCGGUUCGAUGAAAGCAACGACUGUGAUCGAGAUAUCGGGUUUCCUAUGAGCGAUUUCCUUACAAAGAAGCGAUUAUCAAUCGGGAGAAGCGCUAGAAUGAUUGCUAAUCAAUCGGUCGAGCGUAUUCUACAAUCGAAAGAAUUACCCAACAUUACUAUAUUUUAUCGCGCUUUGUUGCAAGUCAUUCUCGAACGGUUUUGUCGCGAACUACCCACAAAACACGUGGGGAGGUUUAAAAAACUACCUGAAAGUUUUCACGACUACGUCAGAAUAGCGCUGAAACGGAUCGAAGUGGAUAUUAAUAUCACGGACGAGCAAAUCCAGGAGUUUUAUUUAUCGUACGAAAAACGUCUGAACGAAGUGAAUCUUUUUUAUUUAUUGCGCUGUAAAUUGUCUCCGGUUAUUGAAAGUUUGAUUUUGCUCGACCGGUUGCUGUAUUUGAAGGAACGAGGGUUCGAGGAGGCGUUUUUGGUGCGGUUUUUCGACCCCGUGGUGUCGCCCAGGUGCUACGGAAUUGUGGCCUUGAAAGACGUUUUUAAUAAAUGAAAAAAGUAUAA
Zophobas morio is the source of this 1418-nucleotide messenger RNA. Its product is annotated as probable methyltransferase-like protein 25. The coding region runs from base 1 to 1407 and encodes 468 amino acids. The record is from RefSeq and is a predicted model, not a curated record. Lineage: Eukaryota; Metazoa; Arthropoda; Insecta; Coleoptera; Tenebrionidae. The transcript has a single exon.